Molecule: messenger RNA, 9063 nt
Organism: Chelonia mydas (Green sea turtle)
Lineage: Eukaryota; Metazoa; Chordata; Testudines; Cheloniidae
Product: tenascin-X
Molecular function (GO): protein binding
Source: RefSeq, a predicted model, not a curated record
AUGGGACCAUCCCUCCUGCCCUCUCCCUGCCAGCACCAAUCAGAACCCCCCCCACAGCCCAGCCUGGGGGAGCUCUCGGCCUCCGGCGUCACCCACGACUCCGCGCUGCUCUCCUGGACCGUCCAGGCCGGGGAAUUCGACUCCUUCCUCCUCCAGUACAAGGACGCGGAGGGCAAACCCCAGGCGCUGCCCGUGGACGGGGGAUCCCGCACGGUCACCGUCGCCAACCUGGCCCCUCCCGCCGAUACAAGUUCAACCUCUACGGCAUCUCCGGCCGCAAGCCGCCUCGGCCCCGUCUCCACCGACGCCGUCCACACCGCGGUGCCACGGGAGGAGGAACCCGCCCCCCAGCCCAGCCUGGGGGAGCUCUCGGCCUCCAGUGUCACCCACGACUCCGCCCUGCUCUCCUGGACCGUCCAGUCCGGGGACUUCAACUCCUUCCUCCUCCAGUACAAGGACGCGGAGGGCAACCCCCAGGCGCUGCCCAUGGAUGGGGGAUCUCGCACCGUCACCGUCGCCAACCUGGCCCCUUCCCGCCGAUACAAGUUCAACCUCUACGGCAUCUCCGGCCGCAAGCGCCUCGGCCCCGUCUCCACCGACACCGUCACAGCCGCGGUGCCACGGGAGGAGGAACCCGCCCCCCAGCCCAGCCUGGGGGAGCUCUUGGCCUCCGACAUCACCCACGACUCCGCCCUGCUCUCCUGGACCGUCCAGUCCGGGGACUUCGAUUCCUUCCUCCUCCAGUACAAGGAUGCGGAGGACCCCGAGGCGCUGCCCGUGGACGGGGGAUCCCGCACCGUCACCGUCGCCAACCUGGCCCCCUCCCGCCGAUACAAGUUCAACCUCUACGGCAUCUCCGGCCGCAAGCGCCUCGGCCCCGUCUCCACCGACGCCGUCACAGCCGCGGCGCCGCGGGAGGAGGAACCCGCCUCCGAGCCGAGCCUGGGGGAGCUCUCGGCCUCCGACGUCACCCACGACUCCAUCCUGCUCUCCUGGACCGUCCAGGCCGGGGACUUCGACUCCUUCCUCCUGCAGUACAAGGACGCAGAGGGCAAACCCCAGGCGCUGCCCAUGGAUGGGGGAUCUCGCACCGUCACCGUCGCCAACCUGGCCCCCUCCCGCCGAUACAAGUUCAAACUCUACGGCAUCUCCGGCCGCAAGCGCCUCGGCCCCGUCUCCACCGACGCCGUCACAGCCGCGGCGCCGCGGGAGGAGGAACCCGCCCCCCAGCCCAGCCUGGGGGAGCUCUCGGCCUCCGACGUCACCCACGACUCCGCCCUGCUCUCCUGGACCGUGGAGGAGGGGACCUUCGACUCCUUCCUCCUCCAGUACAAGGACGCGGAGGGCAAACCCCAGGCGCUGCCCGUGGACGGGGGAUCCCACACGGUCACUGUCGCCAAGCUGGCCCCCUCCCGCCGAUACAAGUUCAACCUCUACGGCAUCUCCGGCCGCAAGCGCCUCGGCCCCGUCUCCACCGACACCGUCACAGCCGCAGCGCCGCGAGAGGAGGAACCCGCCCCCCAGCCCAGCCUGGGGGAGCUCUCGGCCUCCGACGUCACCCAUGACUCCGCCCUGCUCUCCUGGACCGUCCAGGCCGGGGACUUCGACUCCUUCCUCCUCCAGUACAAGGACGCGGAGGGCAACCCCCAGGCGCUGCCCGUGGACGGGGGAUCCCGCACGGUCACCGUCACCAAGCUGGCCCCCUCCCGCCGAUACAAGUUCAACCUCUACGGCAUCUCCGGCCGCAAGCGCCUCGGCCCCAUCUCCACCGACACCGUCACAGCCACGGCGCCGCGGGAGGAGGAACCCGCCCCCCAGCCCAGCCUGGGGGAGCUCUCGGCCUCCGACGUCACCCACGACUCCGCCCUGCUCUCCUGGACCGUCCAGGCCGGGGACUUCGACUCCUUCCUCCUCCAGUACAAGGACGCGGAGGGCAAACCCCAGGCACUGCCCGUGGAUGGGGGAUCCCGCACAGUCACCGUAACGAACCUGGCCCCUUCCCGCCGAUACAAGUUCAACCUCUACGGCAUCUCCGGCCGCAAGCGCCUCGGCCCCGUCUCCACCGACGCCGUCACAGCCGCGGCGCCGCGGGAGGAGGAACCUGCCCCCCGGCCCAGCCUGGGGGAGCUCUCAGCCUCUGACGUCACCCACGACUCCGCCCUGCUCUCCUGGACCGUGGAGGAGGGGACCUUCGACUCCUUCCUCCUCCAGUACAAGGACGCGGAGGGCAAACCUCAGGCGCUGCCUGUGGACGGGGGAUCCCGCACGGUCACCGUCACCAACCUGGCCCCCUCCCGCCGAUACAAGUUCAACCUCUACGGCAUCUCCGGCCGCAAGCGCCUCGGCCCCGUCUCCACCGACGCCGUCACAGCCGCAGCACCGCGGAAGGAGGAACCCGCCCCCCAGCCCAGCCUGGGGGAGCUCUCAGCCUCCGGUGUCACCCACGACUCCAUCCUGCUCUCCUGGACCGUCCAGGCCGGGGACUUUGACUCCUUCCUCCUCCAGUACAAGGACGCGGAGGGCAACCCCCAGGCGCUGCCCGUGGACGGGGGAUCCCGCACGGUCACUGUCGCCGACCUGGCCCCCUCCCGCCGAUACAAGUUCAACCUCUACGGCAUCUCCGGCCGCAAGCGCCUCGGCCCCAUCUCCACCGACGCCGUCACAGCCGCGGCGCCGCGGGAGGAGGAACCCGCCCCCCAGCCCAGCCUGGGGGAGCUCUCGGCCUCCAACAUCACCCACGACUCCGCCCUGCUCUCCUGGACUGUGGAGGGGACCUUUGACUCCUUCCUCCUCCAGUACAAGGACACGGAGGGCAAACCCCAGGCGCUGCCCAUGGACGGGGCAUCCCGCACUGUCACUGUCGCUAACCUGACACCUUCCCGCCAAUACAAGUUCAACCUCUACGGCAUCUCCGGCCGCAAGCGCCUCGGCCCCGUCUCCACCGACGCCGUCACAGCGCCGCGGGAGGAGGAACCCGCCCCCCAGCCCAGCCUGGGGGAGCUCUCAGCCUCCGACGUCACCCACGACUCCGCCCUGCUCUCCUGGACUGUCCAGGCCGGGGACUUCGACUCCUUCCUCCUCCAGUACAAGGACGCGGAGGGCAAACCCCAGGCACUGCCCGUGGACGGGGGAUCCCGCACGGUCACCGUCACCAACCUGGCCCCUUCCCGCCGAUACAAGUUCAACCUCUACGGCAUCUCCGGCCGCAAGCGCCUCGGCCCCGUCUCCACCGACGCUGUCACAGCCGUGACUGGGGAGGAAGAACCCGCCCCCCAGCCCAGCCUGGGGGAGCUCUCAGCCUCUGACGUCACCCACGACUCCAUCCUGCUCUCCUGGACUGUAGAGGGGACCUUCGACUCCUUCCUCCUCCAGUACAAGGACGCGGAGGGCAAACCCCAGGCAUUGCCUGUGGACGGGGGAUCCCGCACGGUCACCGUCGCCAACCUGGCCCCCUCCCGCCGAUACAAGUUCAACCUCUACGGCAUCUCCGGCCGCAAGCGCCUCGGCCCCGUCUCCACCGACACCGUCACAGCCGCGGCGCCGCGGGAGGAGGAACCUGCCCCCCAGCCCAGCCUGGGGGAGCUCUCGGCCUCCAACGUCACCCACGACUCUGCCCUGCUCUCCUGGACCGUCCAGGCCGGGACCUUCGACUCCUUCCUCCUCCAGUACCGGGACACGGAGGGCAACCCCCAGGUGCUGCCCGUGGACGGGGGAUCCCGCACGGUCACCGUCGCCAACCUGGCCCCCUCCCACCGAUACAAGUUCAACCUCUACGGCAUCUCCGGCCGCAAGCGCCUCGGCCCCGUCUCCACCGACGCAGUCACAGCCGCGGCACCACGGGAGGAAGAACAGGCCCCCCAACCCAGCCUGGGGGAGCUCUCGGCCUCCGACGUCACCCACGACUCCGCCCUGCUGUCCUGGACCGUCGAGGCCGGGGACUUCGACUCCUUCCUCCUCCAGUACAAGGACGCGGAGGGCAACCCCCAGGCGCUGCCCGUGGACGGGGGAUCCCGCACGGUCACCGUCGCCAACCUGGCCCCCUCCCACCGAUACAAGUUCAACCUCUAUGGCAUCUCCGGCCGCAAGCGCCUCGGCCCCGUCUCCACCGAUGCCGUCACAGCCACGGCGCCGCGGAAGGAGGGAGUCGGGACGCAGCUCCGCCUGGGGGAGCUCUCGGUGGCCAAUGCAGCCCACAACUCCCUCGACCUCUCCUGGACCGUGGAGGAGGGGACCUUCGACUCCUUCAUCCUCCAGUACCGGGAUGCAGAGGGCAACCCCCGGGCGCUGCCCGUGGACGGUGCCCUGCGCUCCCUCCACCUCCAUGACCUGGCCCCCUCCCGCAGAUACAAGUUCAACCUCUACGGCGUCUCCGGCCGCAAGCGCCUCGGCCCCGUCUCCACCGACGCCGUCACAGCCGCGGCGCCGCGGGAGGAGGAACCCGCCCCCGAGCCGAGCCUGGGGGGGCUCUCGGCCUCCAACGUCACCCACGACUCCGCCCUGCUCUCCUGGACCGUCCAGGCUGGGACCUUCGACUCCUUCGUCCUCCAGUACAAGGACACGGAGGGCAACCCCCAGGCGCUGCCCGUGGAUGGGGGAUCCCGCACAAUCACUGUCGCCAACCUGGCCCCUUCCCGCCGAUACAAGUUCAACCUCUACGGUGUCUCCGGCCGCAAGCGCCUUGGCCCCAUCUCCACCGACGCCGUCACAGCCGCGGCGCCGCGAGAGGAGGAACCUGCCCCCCAGCCCAGCCUGGGGGAGCUCUCGGCCUCCGACGUCACCCACGACUCCGCCCUGCUCUCCUGGACCGUCCAGGCCGGGGACUUCGACUCCUUCCUCCUCCAAUACAAGGACGCGAAGGGCAAACCCCAGGCGCUGCCCGUGGAUGGGGGAUCCCGCACGGUCACCGUCACCAACCUGGCCCCAUCCCGCCGAUACAAGUUCAACCUCUACGGCAUCUCCGGCCGCAAGCGCCUCGGCGCCGUCUCCACCGACGCCGUCACAGCCGCGGCGCCGCAGGAGGAGGAACCCGCCCCCCGGCCCAGCCUGGGGGAGCUCUCAGCCUCCGACGUCACCCACGACUCCAUCCCGCUCUCCUGGACCGUGGAGGAGGGGACCUUCGACUCCUUCCUCCUCCAGUACAAGGACGCGGAGGGCAACCCCCAGGCGCUGCCCAUGGACGGGGGAUCCCGCAUGGUCACCGUCGCCAACCUGUCCCCCUCCCGCCGAUACAAGUUCAACCUCUAUGGCAUCUCCGGCCGCAAGCGCCUCGGCCCCGUCUCCACCGACGCCGUCACAGCCGCGGCGCCACGGGAGGAGGAAACUGCCCCCCAGCCCAGCCUGGGGGAGCUCUCGGCCUCCGACGUCACCCACGACUCCACCCUGCUCUCCUGGACCGUGGAGGUGGGGACCUUCGACUCCUUCCUCCUCCAGUACAAGGACGCGGAGGGAAAACCCCAGGCGCUGCCCGUGGACGGGGGAUCCCGCACGGUCACCGUCGCCAACCUGGCCCCCUCCCGCCGAUACAAGUUCAACCUCUACGGCAUCUCCGGCCGCAAGCGCCUCGGCCCCGUCUCCACCGACGCCGUCACAGCCGCGGCGCCACGAGAGGAGGAACCCGCCCCCCAGCCCAGCCUGGGGGAGCUCUCGGCCUCCGACGUCACCCACGACUCCACCCUGCUCUCCUGGACCGUGGAGGAGGGGACCUUCGACUCCUUCCUCCUCCAGUACAAGGACACGAAGGGCAAACCCCAGGCACUGCCCGUGGACGGGGGAUCCCGCACAGUCACCGUAACGAACCUGGCCCCCUCCCGCCGAUACAAGUUCAACCUCUACGGCGUCUCCGGCCGCAAGCGCCUCGGCCCCGUCUCCACCGACGCAGUCACAGCCGAGGCGCCGCGGGAGGAGGAACCCGCCCCCCAGCCCAGCCUGGGGGAGCUCUCGGCCUCCGACGUCACCCACGACUCCGCCCUGCUCUCCUGGACCGUGGAGGAGGGGACCUUCGACUCCUUCCUCCUCCAGUACAAGGACGCGGAGGGAAAACCCCAGGCGCUGCCCGUGGAUGGGGGAUCCCGCACGGUCACCGUCGCCAACCUGGCCCCCUCCCGCCGAUACAAGUUCAACCUCUACGGCAUCUCCGGCCGCAAGCGCCUCGGCCCCGUCUCCACCGACGCCGUCACAGCCGCGGCGCCACGAGAGGAGGAACCCGCCCCCCAGCCCAGCCUGGGGGAGCUCUCGGCCUCCGACGUCACCCACGACUCCACCCUGCUCUCCUGGACCGUGGAGGAGGGGACCUUCGACUCCUUCCUCCUCCAGUAUAAGGACACGAAGGGCAAACCCCAGGCACUGCCCGUGGACGGGGGAUCCCGCACAGUCACCGUAACGAACCUGGCCCCCUCCCGCCGAUACAAGUUCAACCUCUACGGCGUCUCCGGCCGCAAGCGCCUCGGCCCCGUCUCCACCGACACCGUCACAGCUGCGGGGCCACGGGAGGAGGAACCCGCCCCCCAGCCCAGCCUGGGGGAGCUCUCGGCCUCCGACGUCACCCACAACUCCGCCCUGCUCUCCUGGACCGUGGAGGGGACCUUCGACUCCUUCCUCCUCCAGUACAAGGACGCGGAGGGCAACCCCGAGGCGCUGCCCGUGGACGGGGGAUCCCGCACGGUCACGGUCACCAACCUGGCCCCCUCCCGCCGAUACAAGUUCAACCUCUACGGCAUCUCCGGCCGCAAGCGCCUCGGCCCCGUCUCCACUGACGCCGUCACAGCACCACGGGAAGAGGAACCUGCCCCCCAGCCCAGCCUGGGGGAGCUCUCGGCCUCCGACGUCACCCACGACUCCGCCCUGCUCUCCUGGACCGUCCAGGCCAGGGAAUUCGACUCCUUCCUCCUCCAGUACAAGGACGCGGAGGGCAACCCCCAGGCGCUGCCCGUGGAUGGGGGAUCUCGCACCGUCACCGUCGCCAACCUGGCCCCUUCCCGCCGAUACAAGUUCAACCUCUACGGCAUCUCCGGCCGCAAGCGCCUCGGCCCCGUCUCCACCGACGCCGUCACAGCCGCGGCGCCGCGGGAGGAGGAACCUGCCCCCCAGCCCAGCCUGGGGGAGCUCUCGGCCUCCGACGUCACCCACGACUCCGCACUGCUCUCCUGGACCGUCCAGGCCGGGACCUUCGACUCCUUCCUCCUCCAGUACAAGGACGCGGAGGGCAAACCCCAGGCGCUGCCCAUGGACGGGGCAUCCCGCACGGUCACCGUCGCCAACCUGGCCCCCUCCCGCCGGUACAAGUUCAACCUCUACGGCAUCUCCGGCCGCAAGCGCCUCGGCCCCGUCUCCACCGACGCCGUCACAGCCGCGGCGCCGCGGGAGGAGGAACCCGCCCCCCGGCCCAGCCUGGGGGAGCUCUCGGCCUCCAACGUCACCCACGACUCCGUGCUGCUCUCCUGGACCGUCCAGGCCGGGGACUUCGACUCCUUCCUCCUCCAGUACAAGGACGCGGAGGGCAACCCCCAGGCGCUGCCCGUGGACGGGGGAUCCCGCACGGUCACCGUCACCAACCUGGCCCCCUCCCGCCGCUACAAGUUCAACCUCUACGGCAUCUCCGGCCGCAAGCGCCUCGGCCCCGUCUCCACCGACGCCGUCACAGCCACGGCGCCGCGGGAGGAGGAACCCGCCCCCCAGCCCAGCCUGGGGGAGCUCUCGGCCUCCGAUGUCACCCAUGACUCCGCGCUGCUCUCCUGGACCGUCCAGGCCGGGACCUUCGACUCCUUCCUCCUCCAGUACAAGGACGCGGAGGGCAAUCCCCAGGCGCUGCCCGUGGACGGGGGAUCCCGCACCGUCACCGUCGCCAACCUGGCCCCCUCCCGCCGAUACAAGUUCAACCUCUACGGCAUCUCCGGCCGCAAGCGCCUCGGCCCUGUCUCCACCGACACCGUCACAGCCGCGGCACCGCGGGAGGAGGAACCCGCCCCCCAGCCCAGCCUGGGGGAGCUUUUGGCCUCCGACGUCACCCACGACUCCAUCCUGCUCUCCUGGACCGUCCAGGCCGGGGACUUCGACUCCUUCCUCCUCCAGUACAAGGACGCGGAGGGCAAACCCCAGGCGCUGCCCGUGGACGGGGCAUCCCGCACGGUCACUGUCGCCAACCUGGCCCCCUCCCGCCGAUACAAGUUCAACCUCUAUGGCAUCUCCGGCCGCAAGCGCCUCGGCCCCGUCUCCACCGACGCCGUCACAGCCGCGGCGCCGCGGGAGGAGGAACCCGCCCCCCGGCCCAGCCUGGGGGAGCUCUCGGCCUCCGACGUCACCCACGACUCCGCCCUGCUCUCCUGGACCGUCCAGGCCGGGGACUUCGACUCCUUCCUCCUCCAGUACCGGGACGCGGAGGGCAAACCCCAGGCGCUGCCCGUGGACGGGGGAUCCCGCACCGUCACCGUCGCCAGCCUGGCCCCCUCCCGCCGAUACAAGUUCAACCUCUACGGCAUCUCCGGCCGCAAGCGCCUCGGCCCCAUCUCCACCGACGCCGUCACAGCCGCGGCGCCGCAGGAGGAGGAACCUGCCCCCCAGCCCAGCCUGGGGGAGCUCUCGGCCUCCGACGUCACCCACGACUCCGCCCUGCUCUCCUGGACCGUGGAGGGGACCUUCGACUCCUUCCUCCUCCAGUACAAGGACGCGAAGGGCAAACCCCAGGCGCUGCCCGUGGACGGGGGAUCCCGCACGGUCACCGUCACCAACCUGGCCCCCUCCCGCCGAUACAAGUUCAACCUCUACGGCAUCUCCGGCCGCAAGCGCCUCGGCCCCGUCUCCACCGACGCCGUCACAGGUCAGCGGCUGCCGGGAGGAGGAGAAAGAGAAGAGGGUGAUCCAAAGCCACCAUCAAUGGAAAGAUCCCCAUUGACACCCAUCCAACCCCAGAUGCUCCUCCAUCCAUUUCCCCAUCACCAUACGCACCCGUCCCUCCAUCACCAUACGCACCCAUCCCUCCAUCCAUCCAUCCAUUCAUCACUACACCAUACGUCCAUCCAUCCACGCAUUUAUCACCUUACCCACCAGUCUUUCCUGCUGACAAUGUGA